UCUCCUAGAUCCCCAUACAGGGAAACACAGCCUAUUACAUUAAGUUGGGUUGGUACAACUCUGUGUGAGAUCCUUAUACCUUUUCUGUGUGACUUGCCUUCUUCAACACCUAGGAGGUAAUUAAUCUGAGCACACAUGCAAGUUCAGUACUCUGUAGCCGCUGGAAGAGGCAUGUCAUUCAGUUAUGCAGAUUACACUUUACAAGAGUCACUGCAGAGUGGGACCCAUCCUUAUACAGAUAUAUUAUUUGUUAACAUCAGGGAAAGGUAAUCAUCAUAUGUUCAUAUAUAGUAUUGCUAUUUUCUUUGUUAGCUAUGAACAUUCCUGCCAUGUACCAUUUAAAAGAAGAGCAACCGGUUCAUCCAGUAGAAAGAAGAAGGUGCAUACAUCAUCACAAGAUGUAAGUGAAAGGCUUUACAACGUAGAGAAGGAUCGCUUAGCAUUAGAGGAGGAGAGGUUUAAAGUAGAAAAAGAGCGUUUACAACUAGAAAGGGAGAGAUUAGAAAUUGACAAAAGUAACUAAGUGUUAUUUGAAAAAAUAACAGAAUACUGUGAAAUGAAGUUGGAUGUACUGAAGUGCGAGUCUCUUGUAGAUACUUACCAGUGAGUGCAUCUUAUUGGGAUCAUGAUAUUUUAUGUUUUUGCCAAGACACAUACUAGCUGUAUGUUACUGUACAUCACUGUACUAGCCAUUAGUUGCAUCUGUUGUUGCAGUCAUCAUCCCUGUACUGUGAACUUUCACAUAUACUUAUAUUAUUUUAAUUUUGUAUUGAAUAUGCUGUUGAGUAUUAUGUUAUAUUGCAUCAAAAUUGGCAAAAUCCCUAUUGUGGACCCUGCCACCACAAAUAUAAUGAAAAAUAAAACUUUGUUACUUAUUUUUUUACGUACAAGAAUGAUUAUAAGGAUAUACAUGCCAACUUGACUGUAUUAUUUUUUUCCUUUAAUUUAUGCAAUUUCUUUUUGAUAAUUUUUCAGUAUUUUUCAUUCAGUAAUUUUCAAUAUGUGAAUCAGUUUGAUCAUUCAGUGCUGUAUUUUAGACUAAGUUUAUGACCUCGGCAAAGAACUGGAAUUUGUUACAAAUCUUUCAGAAGGGAUAGUUUUCAUUUGCU
Lingula anatina is the source of this 1109-nucleotide messenger RNA. RefSeq names its product myb/SANT-like DNA-binding domain-containing protein 4. Lineage: Eukaryota; Metazoa; Brachiopoda; Lingulata; Lingulida; Lingulidae. The record is from RefSeq and is a predicted model, not a curated record.